AUGAGAGAACGCAGCUCUCAGUCGUUGAUCGAGUGUGGCCUGAAGUGUCUAAGAGAGUGCCCAUGUAGCUUCUAUGGCUAUAAUCCGAGUCUGAAGAAGUGUCGUGUACACCGGAGGACCUUCACUUCCGGGAUGUCAGAAGAGACCGGAUGGAGAUACUACUCUCCUCACCAUCUUCCAGUAGAUUGUAAGGACCUCCGUAAUGAUGGUCAUACUAAUACAGGGGUGUUCGAAAUUUAUCCCUUUGGAAACGGCUCCUGUCCAGUCCGAGUUUAUUGUGAUAUGGACACAAUGAACGGAGGAUGGACGGCAAUUCAAAAACGAGUAGACGGAUCCCUGACCUUUGAACAGAAUUGGACAGAUUAUAAGAAUGGUUUUGGUGCACCUGAACGGAACGUCUGGAUAGGGAAUGACGUAAUCCAUCAAUUAACAAAGGGAAAUAACUCCUCCCUCUAUGUUUCCAUCACAUUAGUGAAUGGUACAACACUGUACGAGUUGUACAAUCGAUUCUCUGUUUCCGAUGAGGCAGGGAAGUAUCGACUGUUUUUGGCUGGACCUGCUACGGGAACCUUAGAGGACAGAAUGUUAAACUCGUUGUCUUCUUCCGCUGAUCUUUCUGGAAUGUCAUUCAGCACCCAAGAUAGAGACAAUGAUGGAUGGAGUACAGGUAGCUGUGCUUCUAAGUGGAGAGGAGGGUGGUGGAUGAAUGCUUGUUACGACGCCUUCCUCAACGGUCCCUGGGCUGUGGAAGACUGGGACGAACCAUGGAAUCCAAUAAUGUACGGGACCUCUAUUACGGGGACGAUGAUGUUGAUCAAACGUCUCUAG
This is a messenger RNA of Saccostrea echinata, 828 nucleotides long. RefSeq names its product fibroleukin-like. The coding region runs from base 1 to 828 and encodes 275 amino acids. The record is from RefSeq and is a predicted model, not a curated record. The transcript has 6 exons. Lineage: Eukaryota; Metazoa; Mollusca; Bivalvia; Ostreida; Ostreidae.